GGGAAAGUCCAAACUUCAUCUGUUCAUGAUCUGAAAUAAAAGUAAAUCAUUGUAACCAAGCCACCACCAUGGAUUUUGGAUUGUGCAGUUUGGUAGAAUAUGCCAUAAUAGCCAUCAUUAUUGUGCAAAUCUACCGAUUGAUCAAAGCUGAUGGAGAUUUGACGUUAAUGUGGGCAGAAAAAUUUGGUAGCAAGCCAUGUGCUCUAAGUGGAGAUGUAGUUUGGAUCACUGGGGCCUCAAGUGGAAUAGGGGAAUACCUAGCAUAUGAACUAGCAGCUGCUGGGUGUAAACUGAUUCUCUCAGCCAGGAGAGUUGACGAAUUAGAACGUGUGAAGAAGCAAUGCAUUAUGGGAGGCCCAUUGCGCGAGGAGGAUAUCUUAGUUUUGCCACUUGACAUGAGGGAGUUCUCUACACAUAAGGAUGCAGUAGACAUUGUACUGAAACACUUUAAUAGGAUUGAUGUUCUUGUGAACAAUGCCGGGAGAUCCCAGCGUGCGCAGUGGGACAAGAUCGAGAUUGAGGUAGAUCGGCAGAUGUUUGAGUUAAAUGUACUCGGGGUGGUGAACCUGACCCGAGCUGUCCUGCCACACAUGUACGAGAAAAAGAAAGGACAUAUUGUUGUCACUAGCAGUGUAGCUGGAAAAUUAGGUGCACCAAUGUCUGGCACAUACACAGGUACAAAGCAUGCCAUACAGGGCUACUUUGAGGCAUUGAGGGUAGAGGGCGCUGAACACCAGAUUGACAUCACCCUUGUAUGCCCAGGGCCAGUGUUUUCAGAGCUUUUACAACAUUGUUACACGGACAGUAAAGACAAAGAGUUUGGUCAAGACAUGGAUCCAUCUACCGAAAAUAGGAUGACGACAGCAAGGUGCGCUGAACUGAUGGCCAUCGCCAUGGCAAAUAAAUUAGAUGAGGUGUGGAUCUCUACACAUCCUGUCCUGCUAUUUAUCUACCUCUUCCAGUACUUUCCCUGGUUUGCCAGAAAAAUUGGGAAAAGAAUUGGGCUGAAAAGACUUGCAAAAUUGCGUGAAGGUCGCGGAGGAGCUAAAUAGACACUGCUGGGUGACACAACAAAUAGCCACUGCAAGAUGACCAAGAAAUAGACACCCUAGCUAUAUAAUAAAAAGACACAUCAAAUAGACAGAGUCACACUUUAAAUAUACAGUGACACAACAAAUAGACAACAGACUGACACUUAAAUUGCCAAUGCAUGUGGACACUUAACUUAGGAUUGGUUGACACUUAACUUAGGAUUGGUUGACACUUAACUUAGGAUUGGUUGACACUUAAAUCAGGAUUGUUUCACUAUGUAUGGUCAUCCUUUCCCACCAUCUUUCAAAGGUUAGUGUAAUGCAUGUUUUAUAAUGGACUUUUUCAUUAUAUACUGAAUCAUUCCCACCUACGAGGGUUGAUCAAACAGUUUAUCUCACUUCCAACAGUGUUUUGGAAGUCCAUUCAUGGGCUUUCAACUAGCCCAUGGUCCAUUCAAAACUUCUAAAGGUGAUCCAAAUAUGUUAAAUGCAGUACACUAUUUUUACACUUAAACAAUAUAUUUGUUUAAAUUUUAUAUAAGAUAAAUAUAUACAUAAUAUAUAUGCAAACAAAAUCCUAAAUUUUAAUUUUGUCCUUUAAGGCAAUUUAUUGAAAACAUCACUGGGUACAUUUCUCCAUUCAUGUCUUUGACAUGUGACCUACUUUUGUGCGGAUUACAUUCAGCUUCAUUCUCAUUUUAAUUAUAACAUGCGACUAUGCAAUUUUUUGUUCAAUUUCAAUUUUGACACAAAACAGUAUUAUUAUUCAAUAUGUCUUAGUUUCAUUAGACAGCUACAAUAGUCAAUUUUUUAUUGAAGAGUUUGUCAUUGUAAUUAUUUUCACCCUAAUAUGGGCAUAUAAAACCUGAUUUUUUGUAUGAAUAAAUUAUGUUAAUGAGUUAGUAGAGGGUUAAUUUAUUGGACCAUGACAGCCUCGUUAUGGAAUCAAUUUACAUUUCAUGAUUUGAUUUUGGUUGUAUCUAACAAGAUUUGUCUGAUUUUUUUUGUUAAAUUAGAGAUACAUUUAUAAAAAGAGAUUCUUGAAAAUCAAAAAUAUGUAAAAAGUUGAAAGAUGUGUAGUUCUACAAAUCAGACAAAACUUGUUAAGAAAUGCAAGUCAGUGUUAGUUUUCUAACGGGAUCUAAAUGACACUCAGCAAUAUAUUUAUCUGUCACUGAACAUUUGAUACAUCCCUCGAAUAUUCAACUGAUUUAAUACUGGGUAAAAUCCCUUAUAAGGCAGUCUAAUAUGUUCCCAUAUAUGGACACCAGUCAAGCAAAAAUGUUUAACUCAAUGAGACUUUAGUGAAAACAGAAGCCCCUAAAGACGUCAAAACGCUGUUGAAAUCUGUUAUUUUUGAUUGUUUUGUGGUAAACCGCAAUUAUGUGGAGGUUGUAAGAGAGCUGAAAACAGUCUGCAACAUGUUGAUUUGACCGCAAAGUACUCUCGCAAGUGCCGCCCUGGGGAUUCUAGUUCUUACAGGUACAACCAUACUGAAAAAUUUACCUCCGCAUUCUUAACAUAUUUAGAAGACCUGAUGAACAGAUUUUUCCAUCAGUUUCCAAGUAAAAGGAUUUGGCAGACGAUUUUUAACCAAAUUACUAAAUCAUCUUUUUACGAUUUGCCAAUUUAGAAGCUCUUUGAUGAUUUAUAACCAGGUUAUAGAACAUUAAUUUUCUUGUUUUUGCCAUUAACUAGAUUAGGAUUUUGAGGAAGACAAUUUAUCAUGUUAAAAUGCCUAAAAUACAACAUUUAUAGAACAUAGGAAUUACUAAAGCUUUGCUUAUCCGAUUAUCUUUGCUUCAACUCAAUUUACAAUUUUACAAUUGGCAAAUAAAGUCGUUUGAAAAAUAAUGAAGACUUCAAAUGUUUUUCUGAUUAGUUUGUUCUAUUCCCCAAGCUCUGUCCUUGGAUUACCUCCCUUAAACCCGGCGCCCCC
This is a messenger RNA of Owenia fusiformis, 2970 nucleotides long. The record is from the annotation of a GenBank genome assembly. NCBI's taxonomy places the organism in Eukaryota, Metazoa, Annelida, Polychaeta, Sabellida, Oweniidae.